Molecule: messenger RNA, 3431 nt
Organism: Lindgomyces ingoldianus
Lineage: Eukaryota; Fungi; Ascomycota; Dothideomycetes; Pleosporales; Lindgomycetaceae
Product: DUF221-domain-containing protein
Exons: 4
Coding region: 287-3175 (962 amino acids)
Cellular component (GO): plasma membrane
Molecular function (GO): calcium-activated cation channel activity
Source: RefSeq, a predicted model, not a curated record
CGCUCGCUCACACAAAGCCCGCUUCCUAACUAACCUUUGCUCUCCACCUUUGUUUCCAACCUUUGUUUCUUGUCUUGUAGAGUUUUAGCUCUUUGUAAUAAGUUGGAAAGGCCAAGCGCGCUGCUGUUUAUUGAGUAGACACAGCGUCGCACAUUCGGGGGACACACAUUCGCUGAUCGUACAUGGAGAUUUCACCAUAACCAUCAGUACAUGUACUGACCACCUUCGACGACCCCUCUAUCGAGAAAUCCCUCCCUAUUCGAGCACACAUACCGCAUUCGUUACUAUGGCUGCCACCCCGGCAGGAGCGAUGCUCCCCCGGGCCACGGAGGAGAAUUUAGAAGACAAGUUCUUGAAGUUGAUAAGCGAUCCCUUUGGAGCUCAGCUUGCGCAAGACUCUAUCAUUGCAGCUGUGACGACCUCGUUCGUCAUCUUCGGUGCCAUUUUCCUCGCCUUCGUCCUCCUCCAACCCUACAACCAAACUGUAUACGCUCCACGCCUAAAGCACGCCGAUGAAAAACACAAGCCCCCAUCUCUCCCCAAGAAGCCAUUGGGCUGGUGGAAUGCCGUCUUCCGCACAAACGAGGACUUCUACGUUGAGAAAAUCGGUAUGGAUGCAGCAAUCUUCCUGCGUUUUGCCAAGAUGUGCCGCAAUAUCUUCUGCGUGCUGUCGGUUGUCGGCUGUGCUAUCUUGAUCCCUGUGAAUAUAACACAGUCGACGAAAUUCUCCAAGGACGGCGGAUUCAAGAAGUCUGCCAUCAUUAUCUCCAUGACGCCGAAGGAUCUUUUCGGUCACAUCUGGUGGGCCUUUGUGGCUGUCGCGUGGGUGUUCGACGUCAUCAUUUGCGGCUUCUUGUGGUGGAAUUAUCGCGCCGUUCAUAGGCUCAGGAGGAGAUAUUUGGAUACUCCAGAGUAUCAGACCAGUCUGCACUCGAGAACGUUGAUGAUUACAGACAUUCCCCGGAGUCUUCGAAGCGAUCAGGGCCUCGUGGACAUCACCGAUAAGUUGCGAACUACCCCUGAAGUCCCCCGCGCGUCAAUUGGCAGGAAUGUCAAGGAUAUUCCAGAUCUUAUCGAAGAGCAUGAGGAAGCCGUUAUUGAACUUGAAAAAGUCUUGGCAAAGUACCUCAAGAACCCCAACCAACUCCCCGCAGACCGACCACUGUGCAAGCCAUCCAAAAAGGACCCUGAAUACACCAACAAGAAUGAAAAAGUUGACGCUAUUACCUAUCUCACAGCUCGAAUUGAGCGCUUGGAAUCCCAGAUUAAAGGAGUUCGGGAGACGGUGGAUAAACGAGAUGCAAUGCCGUACGGAUUUGCAAGCUAUGAGACCCUCGAAUCAGCACAUAGCGUUGCAUUUGCCGCGAAGAACAAGCAUCCGAAAGGGACUUCCGUCCAGUUGGCUCCCCGACCAAAUGACUUGAUCUGGAAGAACUUGCCAAUAGACGCAAAGGCCCGCCGAUGGAGGCGAUUCAUCAACAAUCUCUGGAUUACUCUACUCACCGUCCUGUACUUCAUUCCCAACGCCCUCAUUGCUGUCUUUUUAGCCCAGCUCAACAAUCUCGCAUUCAUUUGGCCACAAUUCGGGGACCAGAUGCAGAAAAACCCCAAGUUUUGGGCUAUCGUUCAAGGUAUCGCAGCACCUGCACUUACCUCCCUCUUCUACUACUUCCUUCCUAUCAUCUUCCGACGUCUCUCGGUCCAGGCAGGUGACUUUACCAAGACCGCGAGGGAGCGACACGUCAUCCACCAGCUUUACGCCUUCUUCGUUUUCAACAAUCUUUUCGUCUUCUCUCUCUUCGCUGCCGCUUUCGCCUUUGUCUCAGCAAUGAUAAAAGCAACGCGAGACCAGGGCAAAUCCUUCAAGGACGCGGUUGACGACUAUCAUCCAUUCGUGCAGAUCAUGAUUUCUUUGUGCACUGUUUCGCCAUUCUGGGUUACGUGGCUGCUUCAACGCAACUUGGGUGCUGCUAUCGACUUGUCUCAGGUGGUCAAUCUUGCGUGGGGGUCUUUCUCUCGCAAAUUUCUCAAUCCAACGCCUCGUGAGCUUAUCAAGAGAACUGCUCCGCCGCCAUUCGACUAUGCGAGCUACUACAACUACUUCUUGUUCUAUUCGACGGUGGCUCUCUGCUUUGCAGCACUUCAACCCAUCUGUUUGGUCGUCACAGCGGUAUACUUUGUCCUCGAUGCGUGGAUGAAGAAGUAUCUGCUACUGUACGUCUUCUGCACAAAGACCGAAUCAGGAGGUCUCUACUGGCGCGUCCUCUUCAACCGCUUCCUUGUCGGCGCCUUGAUGUCCAACUGCUUGAUAGCCCUCAUGGUUGGUGCCCGUGGCGAUCAGCCUAUCGCCAUGCUCUGCGCCAUGGCUCCUCUCCCUAUCCUCCUCCUCGGUUUCAAAUACUACUGCAAGAUCACAUUCGACAACUCCAUGCGCUACUACGUCAAAGGCGAAAGCAUCAAGGGCUCCGAAGCACCCGCUCCCAUUGACAAGGAAUCCCGCCGUCGCGACCGCGUCGCAGUGCGCUUCGGCCACCCGGCACUUUACCAAAAACUAACCGUCCCAAUGGUGCACGAAAAGAGCAAACACCUCCUCGCUGAAGUGUACCGAGGUCGGCUAGACGGAGAUCUCGGCGCCACCGCUGGCUACAGCGACGUCUAUUCCAUGAAGCGUAUGAGCAAAGAAACCCCCGGGAAAACGGCUGCAGCACCCGCCCCCUUCGAAUUCGUCUCCGAAUCCAACAUGGACUUCGAGAACUUCAAAGACCGCCCUGAAUUCAGCGCUGAGCACGGCGGCGACGGAUCUGUCUAUGGCGCACACAUCUCCCGUCCCGGAACCCCUGCUUCGACAGUGGGUGGAGGUUCUGAGCGCGGGCGAUCGAGUUCUCGAGACUCGGAAAGAACGGUCGGUGAUGAUGGGACGGGUGUGGGCGUAACGUAUCCAGCGGGAUAUCAUUCUACGCCGUCCGGGUUGCGGGAGUAUAGUCCAAGUCCAGAUCAUAGGGUUGGGUUUGGACGCGUGGAGAGUAAUACGAGUGGGGCGAGGGAUGAGACCAAUUUACUAUAUGGGGCUGCGCCGAUGGGUGCCCAGACGCCGAAUUUGGGGCAGGCCCAGGGAGAGAGUCCGUAUACGCUUGAUGACAGUGGUAGGCAGGAUUACUUUAAGGGCGUAAGGUAGGUGAGCAGUGGUGAAGGAGGGUUGAGUGUAUAUUGAGACGAAUUUCGUUUGUUUGGGCUUGAUGUGGAGGGUGGUGGAGAUGAUUUUCUUCACAGUAUUGGCAUGUAAAUGGCGUUUUUUGAAGAGUUUGGAAUGCUGGUGUGUUGCCAGCGAGUAAAAAUAUCGAGCUUUGGGCUUAGUGGGAGGUGGGCGAGGUGAUUUUAGAUACCAUUGUCAGCUACUGCAUGCUAGAUAGCACGAGCUGAUUUGAAUGCUC